AUGCAGGUAGAUAGAUUAGGAGACCAUGCCGGAAAUCUUCCGGUUCCGACAGCCCCUGGACAUCCCGGUCCAAUCCCAGCUUCGGGAAUUCCCAACAUUCAACCUCAUCAUAUUCUUCAUCAUCAGCAUCGGUAUCUCUCUCGAAUUCCCUCCACUCCUAUACAAGGACAGUGGACUUCCGGUCUUUGCCAUUGUUUCGACGACCCUAUAAACUGUGCGAUUACUUGUGUAUGUCCUUGUAUCACUUUCGGACAAAUAACCGAGAUCAUCAACCGGGGAUCCAAAUCUUGUGUUUCAAGGGGGGUGUUGUUUGGGAUGCUGGCGAUGGUGGGGUGUGCAUGUUUCUAUUCAUGUUUCUAUCGGUCAAAGCUAAGGGGACAAUACGAUUUGCCGGAGGAACCUUGUACCGACUGCUUGGUUCACUCCUGCUGUGCCUCUUGUGCUCUCUGCCAAGAGUAUCGAGAGCUCAAGAACCGUGGCUUUGACAUGGGCAUUGGUUGGGAAGCCAACAUGGACAGACAAAAGAGAGGAGUUACAAUGGCUCCAAUUGUGGUUCCUGGGAUGGCAAGAUAACCCCAUGAUUGCUGUUGCCUCUUGUAUGAUGCCAUUCUCUUGUUGAUUGCUGCAUAUGUGUAUAUGUUUUGUGUAUGGUAUUAGUGGGUGCUUGAAUGUUGUCUACAAUGAUAUUUGCAAUAAUCCUUUUGGAAAUAAUCUAAGGGGAAAAA
This is a messenger RNA of Hibiscus syriacus, 725 nucleotides long. RefSeq names its product protein PLANT CADMIUM RESISTANCE 2-like. Bases 1 to 573 code for a protein of 190 amino acids. The record is from RefSeq and is a predicted model, not a curated record. The transcript is spliced from 5 exons. Lineage: Eukaryota; Viridiplantae; Streptophyta; Magnoliopsida; Malvales; Malvaceae.